Messenger RNA from Perkinsus marinus ATCC 50983, 1110 nucleotides. RefSeq lists its product as hypothetical. NCBI's taxonomy places the organism in Eukaryota, Perkinsozoa, Perkinsida, Perkinsidae. The coding region runs from base 1 to 1110 and encodes 369 amino acids. The transcript has a single exon. The record is from RefSeq and is a predicted model, not a curated record. Gene Ontology annotation, molecular function: protein dimerization activity.
AUGGCCGACUUCGAUCGCUUCUUCAAGAUCUCGGUGGUCCACAACGAAUUCGAGAACCAGCAGAAGAAGGUCUUUGGUGAUGCGGUACGUACUCGGACCCUGAAAAGGAUUAUUGAUACCAGAUGGAGUUGCCAAGCUGAUGCCUGUGCCGUCUUCGUCGACACCCUUGACGCAAUCCUUCCGACAUUGGAGGAGGUCAUUUCGUCCCAUCCAGCGAAGCGGGCCGGGGAAGCCGAGGGCCUUUUGUUGAAAAUUGACCAAGUUUUUCUCGUGACUCUGUAUACUCUUCAACGUGUCCUGGCAAUGACCGAUAAAGCAUCUAAGCUUCUCCAGGAUCCGACAGCUGACCUAAGCCAGGCUCGGUUGCUCAUCGAAGAGCUUAAAAGUACCAUCCAAUGUUGCAUCGAUGACACACAAACCGAUGGUACAUUAUGGCAAGGUAUUUGGUCUGAUGCGACAGCUGUGGUCGACAAGCACGAGCUGGACACAUCUCGCCGUUUUGGUAAGAGAAGGCAGAAACGGCGAUCUGCCGACACAGAGCUGUCUCCGGCGGAGGAUGCAUGCGAGCAUCUUUUCCUCCCUUUCAUGGAAAGUAUCCUGAAAGAACUGAAUGAGCGGUUCAGCUUUCACAGCUAUGCAGUUUACGACGGAGUCUGCUGCUUCAAUCCGCAGCACAAUCUCUUUCUAGAUGCCACUAAGAUGGUAGCCUUCGGGGAAAUUUUCGGUUGUAACCUAGACGAGUUAGCAGUAGAGCUCAGAGCUGCUACACGUGCAGUCAGUAGACGCCAAGACGAGCUCCAGGGAGACGGGGACGCGGGGCUGUCCUCAGUCCUUGAUGUAGUUUCAUUCUUACACGGUUUGAAGCUCGCCUGGCCGAGCCUCAUGUUUCUCGAUCAUGUCGCUUUAUGCCUCCCGACGAGCACCGCGUCAUGUGAGCGUUCCUUUUCCGUUCUUAAGUUGGUUAAAACUCAUUUAAGAACCACAAUGGCAGAUGAUAGAUUGAGCGCCCUGGGUGUUCUAUCGAUCAACAAGUCCCGUGCCAGGAAGCUCGACUUAGAUAGGGUCCUGCGCGAGUUUGCGCGGGAAGAGCGCGCCAUUCGUUUGUUCUGA